Molecule: messenger RNA, 4170 nt
Organism: Echinostoma caproni
Lineage: Eukaryota; Metazoa; Platyhelminthes; Trematoda; Plagiorchiida; Echinostomatidae
Source: the annotation of a GenBank genome assembly
AUGGACGAAGCCACUCGCCCCGAUACAGUAAAGAUGAACGCCAAGUUCCAGCUAGACGGGCUUUCUUCCCUCCCUAUGCAUCCUCCGGAUUCAAACCCCCUCCCCACCCCAGUUGUCAGCUCGGUCUGGCUUGAACAAGGUGAAUAUUUUUUCGAUGAUGAGUUUGCUGUGACAUAUGAUACUAACUUGGUGGAUCCCUGUGAUGGAAAUCCGUCAUCUUGCAUGACCCAGUCAUUGGGCAUCGCUCCGGCCACGCACGGUCCUCUCCAACUUGAUCAAUCCCGGUCCGAUUCGUGCAUAUUCACCCCUGGUGACUCUGGAGAGAGUGGCUUAGCCAGCGCCCAGACUGAACAAACUCAAUCAUCUGGAGAAGCCGAUCCUUCACGAUUGAAUAAUAAGAGUAUCAAAGGGUUCACGCAACAUUCUCAGUGCAUGAAUAAAGCCGCUAUCUUGCCAACAAUGAAUGGAAUUGUUUCACCUGCUAAAGAGCCAGUUACUGGUGAUUUAUUAAAUUCUAAGACGGACAAAGCGCCUCGACCUAACCAAAAUGGUGUUGUAGAUAUGGAGCCGUCCUCACAGAAUGUAUUGGCUAAUGGAAACUCCGUCAGUGGUUCCCAAGCUUCUGGUCAGUCUGGUUCUACUAGUUGGAUGCAAAUGAUUAUGGAAAGAUCUUGCAACCCGGAUUUAAAAGCACUUCUAAACCGAACUGCUGCUGCUGUAGAUUACAAGCUUGCUUAUGCGGAGACGUUUCCCACUGACUGUUCACUUAGCUCAAGUAUAAAACAACUGGGUCAGGACAAACAUCCACUUCUGUGUAACACGGGCACAUGUGGAUUGAGUCGCUCUUUGAGUCAAGGUAACCUCCUGACGGUUGCCGGUCUGGCUGGAUUACGUCACGCUUUAAAUCAAGCUGCUCAGUAUCUUCCCAAAGGAACAGCUCAAGUGCGUUCAGUUGGUGUUACUGCAGAAUUGACGUCUGGAGGUAACUCAGAAGCAGCUACCGGCACAUCCAGCUGUGCAGAGGUGAACACUUCUAAGACAACCACUUGGGCUCAGAAACACGGCAGUCGAGAAAGUCUGAAGCGCAAAACGAAUAAGCAGAAUGAUGCCAUGGCAGGUCCAUCUCCUUCCUCUGUGCCUUUGGCGAAUAAGACGAAUCCAGAAACUUCCAAUCCGUGGCGUGAAAUGAAAAAAGCAAGUGGUACACUUAUUACAUGGAAUCAGCUUAAGCGCACCAUCAAGGGGAAUCACACAGGAUUGGAAAGAGCUACAACGUUUAGAGAAAGUCGAAGAGAGCAGCAUCAAAACGCUGCAGUAAAGAAUGACAAUGAUUUGAAUGACGUGACAAAUCCCCUCCCUGCAGAGACCGGGGCAGCCGUCCGUUCCCGGUCACAACCUGUUUCCUCCGGGCAUUAUAUGCACAGAUUUUCCGGGACUCUUUUGGAAAUCUUUAUGCGAGCCAAAGCAGAAGAAAUGAACUUUUUAAAUCCAGCCGUUGAUGAAUCGGGUGUUCCAAGAGGUCAUGCAGUUAGUUUGGAUCAAACUUAUGAUACUCCGGUGACUAUUCCUUCGAGUGACAAAUUACAUCGUCGUAAGGUGUUGGUGUUGCCAACAUCAGGUCGUGGUGUCUCGGGUUCAGAUCUCGUGAAUUCAAGGUCCGAAUCAGAUAAGCACCCAUUGCUUCGUGGUGACCGUAUUCUUCCACAGAAGUGGCACCCACAGACAUCAUCUACCGCUCAAACGGAACCUAACAGCGGAAAACGACUCGUAUGUAAUUUUGGCGCCCAGUUUCCCCCUCCGUCUGGUUCUGAAGAAGGUUUCGCUUCUGGACUGAAUGGUGCGCUUACCUCUCCCCAGUCGCCGAAUUGCACAUCGCCCAUCUGGUCCAAUGGUUUGCCUGUUCGGCGUAGCAACGCAGCGCGUUAUCCUCCCAACCGUCACAGUCAUCCUCGGAAUCCUUCCCUACCCGGCCGUCCACAAUCGUUUGCUUUUAAUAAACCAAUGUCCAACAGACAUAUGCCGGGACCUGCAGUGGAAGCACAAUCGUCUUCAGGAGCACCGCUUGGUAUUGCGGCAUGUUUAACAGCAUCUGCUGGUCCGGAUUCCCCAUACAUGGCUGCUUUGCGCGCAGACUAUGUGGCUGAUGGUUACUCGGCAGGCUGGUUGGGUAAUCCAAGAGCUUCGAUCGCUUACCCUGGUCUUGGAUUGCUUUCUAUACCACGACCGUCACGCCUCACCAGUGCCUCGUUUCUUUCACACACACUACCGGAUUUAUCAUUUUUAACUCAAGCUGCCGAGGAGGAGGAACGCAAAGGAACACCAACUAUGCCCAAACGCCUAGCAGAUUGUCGCUGUUUAAGUCGUGAUAAAGCUGAGCAUUGCUGCGCUCGUUGUGGAUGCCGGUCUCUGUCCGUUGGUCGCGCCCAGAAAUGCAAGCACAAACAACGGCGUACAUCCGCCAAGUCUACUAUUCAUCGAGAAAAUGAUGUCCCUUCAGGAUCUAGUGAAUUCAGUGAGGAACAUGGUACCAAAGUACGUAUGCGUGGACUUAAGGCGAGAAUCAGUGACCCACCACCUGUGAUACCAGACCUGGUUAUGGGUCAUAAAGGCAGCACACCGGAAGGACCAAGGACAGGCGCCACUGGACCCCGUAAUCCAGUUUCGAGCCUGUGUCACGUCGACCGAUCCACAUCUGAACCUGAUCUGAACGCAGCUGUGCUGAAUUCCACAGUGCCUAAUCCGGAUUCCGAGUCUACUCCGGACGGGUCUUACAGCCGACCGAACGCGUUAAUGACUUCAAGUACCCAGGAGUGCUAUGGUUGGGACUCCUACAAGAGUCAUGACGACGGUCUUUUCAGUUUCUCCCGCCCCAAAAAGAGUGUAAGCUUUAGUGGGAAGAUUCGUUUGCUUCGACUUCAGGGUUUGGCAGGUGAAGAUGAUGACUAUUCUCCAGCAUCACCCGAACCGAGAUUAAUCCCUCGGAACUGGGGCCUUUACGGUCAAGAGACCCCGUUGGCCGAGUUCAAUCCACGCAAUAGCCCUGGACGGGACACAAUCCACGGAAAUGAAUUAGCUCAACAGUCAGAUGUAGAUAUUCGCUACCACGGUCCCCAUUUGACCGGAGUCACUUACUACAUCCUGAACGAUGCCGUGUCGCAAGUCAAAGCUCUCACCAAUGUGACCUUGGAGAAAGCCAAAUUCAAGGCGUUUAUUUGCGCCUGUCUCAAUAUCGGAACGUACGGGAAUCUGACUCGCCACAAAAUCAGAUCAUCAUUGUCACCUCAGUGUCGCUCCUCUCAGCGUGGAUUGCAUGCAGAUCUAAUGACUCAUUUGGAACAACUCCUGGCGUUUCCGUUUGCAUUGGAUCUGGCUGUAGAGGCACGUAAACCGCUUGUCGACACAAGCACAGUCCCAAAACCGUCCAACUCAACUGGUGAUGCAAAUGGGCAGCGUGCUCAGGCAACAACCGCUACCAAUACCAACAAUGCGGCAAACAAUCAUCCUAUAUCUGCGACAAAUGGAGAGGUAGCGGGCAGUACCGCUGGACAGUCAAGCAAGGUCAUGCCGAGACCCGCCAUUCCACCUUCAAUUGUGACAAAGCGCAAACAACUGGUACCCACUCAUGGAGCGAUACCUAAUCGGGCUCGUUUUUCCCCACCUCCAUCUACGGCGAGUGCACAAAAUCCAACAAUUCACCACUAUCCUCAGCACCAUCUACCCGGUCAGCGAACUUCUGCUGCGGCUAAUCGCAUCGGUGCUCCCUCUCGUCUGUCGCGUCCCGGAACUCAUCGAUUAGGGGAGGAUUCCGGAGCGAGCAGUGCGUCCUCUGAACCACAUACCAAUGUUGAUAUCAAAAGCAACCAGUUGCGCAAUUCCAGCUCGGGGGCCAGUUCCACCAACGGUUCUAAUCCAUCUACACGUGGUCGUCUCAAAACCGCCCUUUCCACAUUUCGCCGCACAACGCCAACACAAAACAACUCAACUCCCUCAAAACCCACAACGAACAACACAGGAAAUAACAACAACCGUCCCGGUCACGCUCCGAUGAUCGAUUCCCAAUCAGCCAAGCCGAACGGGUCAGAUGCAUCAUCGUCAAAUACCGCGGCCUCAUCUGCCUCAAAAACUGCGUCCAAGCUAAAACAACCCUCCACAAUUGUCGGGCGCCGCUAA